AUGUCGCUUCAGAAUUUAGUGCCAACAGCCACUAAGCUGGUGUCAGGCCUCGCAGGGCAUCUAAGUCCUGACGUGGUGCCUAAGUUACUAGACACAGUAGAGGGCGCUGCCGACGCUUCACUCAGUGUGUUGGGUGACAAUCUUAUUGAUAGCGUGGAAAACCUGAUCGACGGCUUCCCAGGCUCCUUAACGUCCAUCUUGACCCCUGAGUCGCUACUGGGGUUACUGCUGCCCCUGAUCCAGCUACUCUUGGUCGUGGUCAGCGACUUCGUGGUACAGUGGCCAAAGCAGAGCGCUGUGUCAGAUGGCGACCAUUUCGACGUGAUAGUGGUGGGAGCUGGCACCGCAGGCUCGGCCUUGGCGAGCCGACUGACCGAGGUUCACAAAUGGAAGGUUCUCCUCAUUGAGGCUGGCGGGGAUCCUCCAAUCUUCAGCGCGGUAAGGACUUUCAUCAUCAUUUUUCUCGCGUUAUCCCGGCAUUUUGCCACGCAAACUAAUUGUUACAGAGGAUCAAAGGAAGACUACAAGGAGUGGGUCCAAGCUUCCGGAUCUGAAGAUUGGUCCUGGGACUCUGUUUUGAAAUACUUCAAGAAAGCCGAAAACAUGAUCGACCCGUACCUAGCAGACGGUCCCACUGCCAACUACCACAGUCACGACGGCCCACUCCAGGUUAAAAAUCACACUGUCAAUAGUAAUUUCAUACAGAAAAAUGACAUUAUGCUUAGGGCAUUUGAAGAAAUCGGCAUUGAAACUAUUAAAGAUCCAUUUACACCGGACAUACAAGGCAGCGCACCAUUCUGGUACAAAAUCAAAAAGGAACCGUCACGACGUGCCAGCACUGCCGAAACGUACUUAUUGCCGGUUAAGGAUAAAAGCAAUUUUUACCUCCUUAAGAACACAAUGGUGACUAAAGUUAUUAUUGAUAACAAAGAAGCUAAAGGAGUAGAGGUUCUGACUGAAAAUGGUAAGAAAAUGAAUCUUUUCGCUGACGUUGAAGUCGUUUUAUCCGCCGGUGCCUUUGGUUCGCCGAAAUUGCUGCUGCUUUCUGGAGUCGGUCCUCAAAAAGACUUGGAACAGCUUGGCAUAGAUGUUGUAGAAGAUUUGCCUGUAGGCCAGAAUAUGGCGGACCAUAUACUUGCUCCUAUAUGCAUUAGUGGAAAGCCGGACAUCGGGAGUGCCUUGGACACGGUGCGAUCUCUGACCGCGCUCAGUUCAUUCCCUGCUCCUAUCAUCGGGGGUUCAUUUGCCGUGGGCCAAGCGGCGCCAAAUAUGCAGCAUGCGACUAUAUUGUUCGGUGCCGCUUCACCGAUCUUUCUCUAUUUCCUUUUCGUCAAUUUUAACUGGAACAUUCAGGUCGCUAUGACGUAUUUACUUGAAAAACCUUCCAGUGAAAAGAUGUACGUACUCGUCUUCUUUACCAAGCCUAAAUCGAGAGGUUCUGUGACCCUAGCCAGCACGGACCCUACGGUCCCGCCGAUAAUUAAAACAGGAUACUUUAGCGAUCCCGAUGAUCUAGUGACGUUUUCGAGCGCCGUGCAGAAACUUAAGAAGUUGGAGAAUUCGACAUACGUAACAGAACAUGGAGGCGCUUUCAUCAAGCCGCCGCUUCCAGAGUGCGAUGCAUUGGAGUUUGAAAGCGAAAAGUACUGGCAGUGUUACGUGAGGAACAUGGCUACAACUGGUUUGCAUCCGGGUGGUACUUGCGCUUUGGGCAGCGUCGUCGAUAGCGAGUUAAGGGUGAAAGGCGUGUCUAGACUCCGCGUUGUGGAUGACAGUAUAUUCCCUACUAUCCCUACAGCCAAAACUGGCGCCGUCAGCAUCAUGGUUGGCGAAAAAGCGGCCGAUCUUAUAAAAGAAGAGCAUGGUAUGUUAGGCUAA
Cydia splendana is the source of this 1878-nucleotide messenger RNA. Its product is annotated as ecdysone oxidase-like. The coding region runs from base 1 to 1878 and encodes 625 amino acids. The transcript is spliced from 4 exons. The record is from RefSeq and is a predicted model, not a curated record. Gene Ontology annotation, molecular function: oxidoreductase activity, acting on CH-OH group of donors; flavin adenine dinucleotide binding. Lineage: Eukaryota; Metazoa; Arthropoda; Insecta; Lepidoptera; Tortricidae.